Molecule: messenger RNA, 951 nt
Organism: Ilyonectria robusta
Lineage: Eukaryota; Fungi; Ascomycota; Sordariomycetes; Hypocreales; Nectriaceae
Exons: 3
Coding region: 1-951 (316 amino acids)
Source: RefSeq, a predicted model, not a curated record
AUGUCUCUUAUCACCGUCUUUGGUGCCACUGGCGCCCAGGGAGGCUCCGUCGUCAGGCAACUCCUCAAGGACAACAGGUGGAAAGUUCGAGGAGUCACUCGUGAUGUGAAUUCGGAGAAAUCUAAGGAGUUGGCAUCUAAAGGUGUCGAAGUUGUGGCUGCAGAUCUCUUUGACGUGAAAAGUCUCGAGAGAGCCGUUGAAGGCGCCUACGGAAUCUUCCUUGUGACUCUCUACUGGGAAUUCAUUCCAGGUCACGGCUUGGACGGCGCCGGUGAGCAAGAGGUGAUUCAAUUCAAAAACCUGGCUGUUGCAGCUUCAAAGUCCAAAACUCUGGAGCAUCUCGUUCUCAGCACUCUACCGCCCGCGGACAAGAGCUCGGGUGGAAAGUUCAAAGUGCCGCACUCUGAUUACAAGGAGAAAGGCGUGGAGUGGAUCAGAAAGAACACUCCCGAACUUUGGGCAAAGUCGUCCGAGUACUGGGCAGGCUUUUACACAUCAAACCUGUGGACCCUUCCUUUCACUAAGCCACCUGGCUCUGGAGCCUACCUACUCCUUCUCCCCUCCAAACCAUCGGCAACAGUCUCCCUUGCGGGUGACCUGGAGACCAACACUGGCAUCAUCGUUGAAGCUCUUCUCAAGCUUGGUCCCAAAGCAUUUGACCGCAUCGCCAUGGGUACCACCGACCUAAAGCCCAUUCGGGAUCUCGCUGUCUAUUAUGAGAAGGUCACGGGCAAGCCAACUAAGUAUGUUGAGGUCUCUGAUGAAGCAUUUGAAGCGCUCUACGGACCCUACGGGAAGGAAUUAGCGGCUCAGCUCCGCUGGAGCGAGUCCGUGACUGACUGGGAGAACCUAGACCCUGGAAGGGUCAUAAGCCAUCAGGAGCUCGGAGUUAACGGCAAGCUCAUUGGCUUUGAGGAGGCUCUUGUCGCGGCUAAGGACAAGUUGGAAUGA